UCUUGUUUUUAGUAUUAUUAUUAUUCUUUGUUGUCGCACAGAAACUGCCAGGGGUUUUUCUCACCCAAAUCAACUCCGUGGUAUUUAAGGGAAAGUGUGAGAGGAGAGGACAUCUGUCCGUGCGCGCUCCACACCGGGAUAAUUCAUCGUGGAAGUGUGACCCCCUCCUCUUCCUCCUCCUCUUCCUCCUCCUCCUCCCCUCCCUCCUCAGCCGAGGUACCGCACAUGCUUUCUCCCCCCACCUUCACUUUUUUCGUGUUUUUGUGCACGCUGGAGGUGUUUUGAGGAGAUCUAGCGUAAAAUGCGUAAAAGGCUACCAGUGACGCAACAUCUCACACGGGCUGCAUGAGAAAUACAUGCGUCGCAGGGCGUGAACUUGCAGACACUAACAUCCUUCCCAUUACUAAAGCAUCUGCUUAUCUAUAAAGGCUCCUUCUGCAAACCCCCACCCCAGUCGCCCAGCCACCCGCUAUCCCCCCGAAUUCAUCCAAACUCCUCAUCAUGGAUCUCAAAGCGGACUCGGAGGACAUGGACUACAAGCGGCCGGCUCCCAUAGAAGUUUUCGCCAGCAGGUCCACGCUGCACGGCAUCUCGCACAUGUUCACAUACGAGCGGAUGUGCAUCAAGCGCACCCUGUGGAUCUUGUUCUUUCUGGGCUCCCUGGGCGUGCUGGUGCUGGUGUGCGUGGACCGCGUGCAGUUCUACUUCCAGUACCCGCACGUCACCAAGCUGGACGAGGUGUCGGCCCCGAUGAUGGUGUUUCCCUCGGUCACCUUCUGCAACCUCAACUCCUUCCGCUUCAACCGGGUGACCCGCAACGACCUAUACCACGCCGGGGAGCUCCUUGCCUUGCUCAACGGCAGGUAUGAGAUCCGGGACCCACACCUGGUGGAAGAACAUGUCAUGCAAGUCCUGAAGGAAAAGGCUGAUUUUGACAACUAUAAGCCCCGGCCCUUCAACAUGCGUGAAUUCUACGACCGAACGGGCCACGACAUCAAGGAGAUGCUGCUUUCCUGCUACUACCGGGGCAUGGAGUGCAGUCCUGAAGACUUCAAAGUGAUUUUCACACGCUACGGAAAAUGCUACACCUUUAACUCAGGCCAAGAUGGACGACCCUUGAUGGUGACUAUGAAGGGAGGGAUGGGCAAUGGCCUGGAGCUGAUGCUGGAUAUCCAGCAGGAUGAAUACUUGCCUGUUUGGGGAGAGACUGACGAGACGUCGUUCGAAGCCGGGAUCAAAGUUCAGAUCCACACCCAGGAAGAGCCGCCGUUCAUCGACCAGCUGGGCUUCGGAGUCGCACCCGGGUUUCAGACCUUCGUAUCCUGUCAGGAGCAACGGCUGACCUACCUGCCUCCGCCGUGGGGCGACUGCAAGGCCUCUGCGAUGGAUUCUGACUUCUUCAGCAGCUACAGCAUCACAGCCUGUCGCAUCGACUGCGAGACACGAUACCUGGUUGAGAACUGCAACUGCAGGAUGGUCCACAUGCCCGGAGAUGCCCCGUACUGCACCCCGGAGCAGUACAAAGAGUGUGCAGAUCCCGCCUUGGACUUUCUUGUGGAGAGGGAUAAUGACUACUGCGUGUGCGAGACGCCGUGCAACUUGACGCGCUACGGUAAAGAGAUGUCCUUUGUCAAGAUACCCAGCAAAGCCUCGGCCAAGUAUCUUGCCAAGAAAUUCAACAAGACAGAGCAGUACAUAGCUGAUAACAUUCUGGUGCUGGAUAUCUACUUUGAAGCACUGAACUACGAGACCAUUGAACAAAAGAAAGCCUAUGAAUUGGCCGGUCUUCUGGGUGACAUUGGAGGUCAGAUGGGUCUUUUCAUCGGAGCCAGCCUCCUCACCAUCCUUGAACUCUUCGACUAUCUAUAUGAGGUCAUCAAGUAUAAGAUGUGCCGCUGCAUGAAGAAGAAACACAAAGGCCACAACAACAAUGACAGGGGAGCUGUGCUGAGCCUGGAUGAUGUGAAACGCCAUGCUCCUUGCGAGACCCUGCGUACACCAUCAACGUAUCCUGGCAACAUGCUACCUCAUCACCCGGCCCAGGGUAACUUUGAAGACUUCACUUGCUGAGCCGACCCCCGAGGUGGGAGCAUCAAAGAGUUCGGGUUAUGCAACCAAAGCCAACCACACAACAAGAACUAUCCAACACGGGGGAAGUGAGAGAAACUCAUACCAAGUCGAACAGAGGCACUUUGUUUUUCUUCAAAACGGAGGACAAAUCCAAAACAAAGGAGAAACUUUCACCCGAGGCCGAGUGGAGAGGAUAUCCCAAAUAUAAAUCUGUCAGUUAACUCUUCUGUCUCUGUGUGUUUUCCUCUGGAAUACUGCCGCAAAGGAUGCUCAUGGAGGCACCUUGCCAACACGGACCUCUCUCUUUCAAAAGACAAAAAAAGUGUAAAGAAAAUAAAUAAAUGAAUAAGGGAAAAUGUACAGUUAUCUCACCAUUAUCAGAAAAAAAAAGAGCCCCCAUGCCUUUAUAUAUAAACACAGCAGAACACAACUGUUUUCACACGACACUGGUCUGCUAGUGGGACACACACCCAUACUGCUUACUCCACUGUACAUGUAGCAACAUCUGUAACCGUUGCAGCGCUCUCCAUGAAACAACAGCUGGACUUUGUGUAGUUUGUUUGCGAAUGUAUCUAUGUUCCCAGUGAGUGUAGUCAGGGGUGUGGGCGGGGUACUUUCAGGGGGGUCGUGGCGGCAGUGGUAGUGGUAGAGUUUGCAUCAUCUACCAUUUAAAACCUGUACUGGUGAAGAUUUCAGGUCUCAUCAUGUAAAUGCAUGCUUGUAUUCGUCCAGUGCAUGUUUUUUAGUUGUUUUUUUUUAAAUUUUGAACAUACAUAUAAUUACCAAGUUUGCCUCAAUGAUAGACAGAUUUUACAUCCCAUGUGUGUUUCCGUGUGCGUGAGUCUGUGUGUGUGUGUGUGUGUGUGUGUGUGUGUGUGUGUGUGUGUGCGUGCGUGCGUGUGCCAACAUCCCUACUCGAGCAGGUACAGCGAGACUCUAUUUUGCAACUGGAUGAGCUGCAAUUUAAUUUGAAUUUUUCAUCCGUUUUCUUGUCUUUCCGUUUUCACAUGUGCCAGGUUUUUUGAUUUCUUCUUUUGUGGGGGUUUUAAAUUUUAUUUCUGUAUCUAUAUUCUAGUUGCAAAAGUCUUAUCAAAGCACAAUACCGCCAGUAUGUAGAGGUGAUGUAAAGAAAAUGUACUAUUCUUCUUGAUAUAUUGUCAUAUUAUUAAUAUCGUCUUGAUCCAACAGUUUUUUCGGUUGUUUCUUUCUUUCAUAUAAAACAUACUGAGUAUUGCCUGGUGAUCCUGUCUUCAUCCUCCAGGUAAAAAGACGGGUCCAUUUAGUUAUCGCAGCAUAAAUAAAAUGUAAAUAUCA
Molecule: messenger RNA, 3384 nt
Organism: Pleuronectes platessa (European plaice)
Lineage: Eukaryota; Metazoa; Chordata; Actinopteri; Pleuronectiformes; Pleuronectidae
Gene: asic1b
Product: acid-sensing (proton-gated) ion channel 1b
Exons: 11
Coding region: 502-2070 (522 amino acids)
Biological process (GO): sodium ion transmembrane transport
Cellular component (GO): membrane
Source: RefSeq, a predicted model, not a curated record